This is a messenger RNA of Tetrahymena thermophila SB210, 1488 nucleotides long. Its product is annotated as transmembrane protein, putative. The record is from RefSeq and is a predicted model, not a curated record. Lineage: Eukaryota; Ciliophora; Oligohymenophorea; Hymenostomatida; Tetrahymenidae. The transcript is spliced from 2 exons.
AUGUUUUAAGAUAAUAUAAACUCAGAUGGAUAUGGAGGUGCUUUAUAAUUAAUAGAGACAUAAUAAGUUAAUAUAUAUUACUCACACUUUAUUUCUAAUAAAUGCCUUUUAAAAAAUGGUGGUGCAAUCAAUUUUAUAAAUGUAGAAUAUUUAGGAAUAUUGGAUAUUAGCUAAUCUUAUUUUAUUGGUAAUUAAGCUAUUCUAUCAACAGGGGGAGCUAUCAACCUAUCUAAGGUUAAUUUAAUUUUAAAAAACUCUCAAAUAGAAUCAAAUAGAGCUCAAAUAGGAGGUGGAAUUUAUUAUUAAUAAAUAAUUCCUGACUUUGUAUUAUUACUAUAAAAUGGUAUCAAGCAAAAUAAUACUAUUUAAAAUAAUUAUGCAAGUAUCUAUGGUAAAAAUUUAGGAUCAACCUUAAGAUCAAUUUACAUUUCUCAAAAAGAUAUUACUAUUUAAAGCUCACAUAAUAUAAAUUACAAAUAGAACUAACUUGAAGUAGAAGGAAUUUAAAGUGGUGAGUAAAUUAUUUUUAAAAAAAUACAAGUUCUUGAUGAAGAAGAAAGUCCUGUUUUUAUCCCAUCAAUUCAAGAUUAAAAUUACUUAAGUGAUGAUGUCUUACUAAUAAUUAGAUAGAUCAAUAUAGAAAUUAUAUGUGAUUAAUUAAAUGUUGAAGUACAAUGUGUAGGAAAUUUAAAAUCAAGUUAUUUUUAAAAUGGAGGUUUUUAUUUAACUGUAUAACCUAUGUAUAAACCACUAAAUUCAAUGAUUAUGAAAAUAAAAUCAAAUGUGUUUCCACAAUUAGUUGAUUCUAAUAAUAAUAUCUAAUUUAAUUAAGGUUAGUUAGAUCUUCAAGUGAUACUUAAUUUUGAUCAAUGUAAAAUAGGCUAGAUUCAAAAAUAAUUUAGUAAUUCUAUUAUUUGUGAGUCUUGUCCAGAGGGAAAAUACUCAUUAGAUAUUCUGGAUGGUGAAUGCAAAAAAUGUCCAGACUCUGCUGAGUAUUGCUAAGGUUCAAAAAUUUAGUUGAAAAAUGGUUACUGGAGGAGUAAUGAGUUGACUGAUGAUAUUAUUUAUUGUAAUUACAAUCCAGAUGUUUGUUAACCUUAAAGCAAUCAAUCGAAAUUUAAUUGUGCUAGAGGAUAUAUAGGUAUAAUAUGUGCUUCUUGUGAUAUAUAUGGUGAAAUUUGGGAUGAUUCGUAUGCAGAAUAAAUCACAUCAAAAUAAUGCUAUAAAUGCUCAGAUAACCUUAGCCUGAUUGUUUUAAAUAAUUUACUAAAAUUCUUUAUAGUAAUAGCUUAUAUUUUUUUUAUGGUCAGAAGCUUAUAAAAUCAGUUAUAUAUUAAACUCUUAGGACAUUAUGUAAAAAAGUCAGGGAUACUUUUUUUAGGCAAUACAUGUAAUUAAUCAAGCAUUUUUUUAUAAUUUAAAAUUUAUUUAAAAUAUAUUUUUAGAUAAAUCAGAAAGACCAAAAAUAUUUUCUAAGAUUCUAAAUGA